AUGGAGACGUCUCACACACACACACACACACACACACACACACACACACACAGUGUGUCUCUGACCCCUCCCUCCGCUCCGUCACAGAGACACACUGUGUCGUCUCACUGGACAAUGGACACACACACACACACACACACACACACUCACAGGAUGGCUGCCGCCUCGCCUUGCCGCUGUCGAACGCCUCAGACCUUCAUCAUCUUCCUCUUCGUCCUGUCAGGAGGACCGUUUUUGUCUGUUUCCUGUUUUAAAGUGGCGGAGGGGGGCGUGGCCUCUCUGACGUGUCAGUACUCGGUGAAGCGGUUCGGGCUGAGUCGGGUCUGCUGGGGUCGCGGCUGCGGGACCUUCUGGUGCAACAACAUCCUGGUGCAGACGGACGAGCACGGCGUCAUCACUAAGGUGACGGACCGAUACCGGCUGACGGGGGACGUGCUGGAUGGACAGAUGGACCUGGACAUCCUGAACGUGAGGCGGACGGACAGCGGGCCGUACUGCUGCAGGGUGGACAUCGACGGGAUCUUCAACGACAAGAAGGUGAUCAUGAACCUGAGAGUGGUCAAAGCUCCGGUCACCAGUUCACCUCCAACCACAACCACAUCAACAACAACCAAUCAGGUGACGGAGCCGUCGGCCUCCACAGUAAACUGGAAAUCUCUGCUGUCGUCUCAGCUGGACCUUCUGAGGAGGAACUCCACGCUGCUGCGGUCCGAAACCGUCACGGUAAAGGACUCUCUGCCGUCUGUCUCUCUUCAGAUCAACGUUCCCGUCCUCUCGCUCUCCCUCACUGUGCUGUUGAUCUUAGCCGGAGUUUUCCUCUUUCUGGCCUUCAAACGUGGAGUUUACAGAAGAGCCAUAAAAACCGGCUGUUUCUCCUCUGAAGAACCUCCUCACAUCAUCUACGAGAUCCGGAUGAGGAGACCAGUCCAGGAGAACAUCUACACCCUGGACUAGAGCGCCUCCGUUCACCUUUCU
Plectropomus leopardus (leopard coralgrouper) is the source of this 975-nucleotide messenger RNA. It is a transcript of the gene timd4, whose product is annotated as T cell immunoglobulin and mucin domain containing 4. Lineage: Eukaryota; Metazoa; Chordata; Actinopteri; Perciformes; Serranidae. Gene Ontology annotation, molecular function: phosphatidylserine binding. The record is from RefSeq and is a predicted model, not a curated record. Gene Ontology annotation, biological process: apoptotic cell clearance; cytoskeletal rearrangement involved in phagocytosis, engulfment.